Messenger RNA from Microthlaspi erraticum, 1017 nucleotides. Lineage: Eukaryota; Viridiplantae; Streptophyta; Magnoliopsida; Brassicales; Brassicaceae. The record is from the annotation of a GenBank genome assembly.
AUGGAUAGCAUGAGUGAGGCAUUUGAUCAAAUGCAAAUGGUCAAGGAUGUUCUGCCAACAGUGAUAAAGUUUCAGAGGUCCUACAAGAGUCUACUCAUCAGUUCAACCUGCUUACUUCACCCACCUUUCCUACCAAAGGUCAAGGAUCAAGGGAAAUUCACUCUCCCUUGCACACUUGGGCAUCUUGAGAUUGACAAUGCCUUAGUGGAUUCUGGAGCAAGCAUCAAUCUGAUCUCUCUCUCCAUGGCAGAGAAGCUAGGCAUUGCUGGAGCCUUGCAGCGCCCUACUACUUCAAUCAUGUUUGGAGAUGCAACUUCUAAGUCUCCUCUUGGAGUGUUCAAGAACUAUCACUUGAAAAUUGGAGAAUGCAUCAUCCAAACUGAUCUCACUGUGAUGGAAAUGGAAGAAGAGAAGGAUUUACCUCUGUUAUUGGGAACCCCUUUCCUUAGUACAGUUGGCGCUUCAAUAGACUUUCACAAGCAAGAAGUGAUCCUUCACAAGGUGAAUAGUUUGGUGUCAUAUCGCUUGCAGCCUAGAGGUUCAGACUUUUGUGCCACAAUUGACAGUACCACUCUCAGUUCUAAGAGUCAUGGAGCUACAAAGGUUGUGAAGGAAAGGGUUGACAAAGAACCAAGAGUUGGGAAGGAUAAGGUUGAGAGAGGACCAAGGAUUGAGAAGCCACGUCUUGAGAGGGCUAGAGUUGAGAAACCACGAAGGGCUCUAAAAGAAGGGGAGGAUGUAGCCUCUAAGGCAAGACCAGGAGAUAAAAGAAAGGAUCCACCAGCUCAGGCCCCUUCAGUCAAGCCAUCUCAGCUCACAAUGACUUUGUUCCCCACCAAGUUUGAAAAUGGGAAGAUUGAGUACAAGAUAAGGUACAAGGGGAGAUCAAGGCCAUUCUCUAGAGCCAAGGCCUUGGUGACUUCAGAACAGUCCAGGGACCCAACCAAGCUAAAGGAGCUUCUGUCUCAAGUCCUCACUAUCACCCUUGAUGGUGGGACUAGCUCAACCAAUGCCUAA